GGCGAUGGGGAGGGGUGACCGAGGCGGGAGACGCUGGGAAGCGGUGACUGGGACGGAGCCCAGGAGCCUCCCGGAUGCCUGGAGCAGAAAGAAGGUGCUGGUGGCGGGCAUCGCCCUGGGCAAGAGCUGACGACAAAGCUCCGAAGGAAGGCUGGCUCCAAACCCCACCAGGCGUCCGCACCGCAGCGGGGGCCUGCCCGGCCCCGAUCUGUGGAGCUGCAGGGAACAAGGUCAGGUUCUGCCCAACUUUGCACGGUGUCCUUUCACGCAGGGCACCAGAGACACCUUUCCAAGUUAAGUGGGUCAAGCCAUGGCGUCAGGCUAACAGCAGACCCCCGACAAGUCCGCCCAACGUGGGUGCCUCGACCUUGGCAACCGCACAUCUCGUGAAGUGCGCACAGCCGUCACCAGGAAACGCUGCGGCCAGGCCGCCGCUGUGCAGCUCGCUGUCUCGCGUGUGGUUCUUAGGGGCCUUUCCGGGACGCUCAGAGGCUCCACUCACGUUUCCUCGCGAUGCAGCCUCCUAAGCGUGUUGCCUACAAAGGGCCUGAAUUCCUCAUUUUCCCCACGGAGUUCCAUAAGGGAUCCUGAAGCCCGACAACUGAGACAGUUAAUCGGCACGCUUGGCGUAAGGCAGCGGGCAGCUGUCCACGCCGCGCAAGGACCGGUUCAGAGAGGCCCGGUGCGCGGGGGCCCGCGACAGGGAGGUCCCGGCCAGGGAUGAGUGGCCGCGUGCCGCUGGCGGAGAGAGCCCUGUCUGAAAGCUAUGCGCGGCUCCGGUACCGGGACACCUCCCUGCUCAUCUGGCAGCAGCAGCAGCGGAAACUGGAAUCCGCGCCACCGGGCACGUACCUGAGCAGGAGCCGGAGCAUGUGGUACUCCCAGUACGGAAACGAGGCCAUCCUGGUCCGGGACAGAAACAAGCUCGAAGUCUCCCGGGACACGGGCCAGUCCAAGUUCUGUACAAUCAUGUAACCCCAGCCUGAAAACCGGGGCCCACGCACCAGGCUGGGGGGAGAACAGGACGCAUUUCGGUCAGCGGCCCUGGUGGUUGCCAGUGCUUCCUGGGAGAUUCUGAAUCGUGAGCGUGAAGACCGAGCUGUGCGGGCAGAGCCCGAGUCCGGCUGUGGCGCCCAAGCUCUCCCGCGGUCCCGAGGGACGGGCGGGCCUGGCCUCUGGCCCCAUGCUUGGUCCACUGGCGCUGCGGGCACAGCCCGGGCAGGGGGCACGCGCAGAUCCUGCUUCUGUCCGAUGCUUCCAAAUGAACCAAGCAGGAGGGACUCCCUGGCCACAAAGAACCUUUUCAAAGGUUUCUAGGCUGUUUUCCGUAUUGCUUUCUGCCUGGUCUGGAGACAGAUCUGGGAAGAGGCGGGGGAGUCAGCGUCACGGAUGGGCAGGCGGCACCUAUGCGGUGAGGGAUGUGGGCGGCGGUGGCACCGCGACACGGACGACACGGACUCCUUGCCCUGCACGUCCAGUUACAAGAUGGGCAUCACGUGCCAGGCGCUGUGGGAGCUUCCACACCAGCUGCCAAGUACGCCCGACACAGGACGGAAGCCCGGGGUUAUUUUUCUGCUCCACCUCAGCCGCGAACGGGGAGUUCACAUGUGAUCACGUGGGUGGAAAAGGCAGGUGCGGCCUCUCGCAACACAUCACCCCUGCGUGGUCGGGCCCUGGUUUGUGAGGCACUGUCGGGAUUUGCGGUCUGUUGUGACCGAAGUCUGUGAGGCUAUGCAAAUGGGGGAUCUUUUGUCAAGGCUGGGUUUUCUAAAUAAAUAUCCUGUGGGAUGCUC
Molecule: messenger RNA, 1793 nt
Organism: Hyaena hyaena (striped hyena)
Lineage: Eukaryota; Metazoa; Chordata; Mammalia; Carnivora; Hyaenidae
Gene: BRD3OS
Product: BRD3 opposite strand
Exons: 3
Coding region: 721-975 (84 amino acids)
Source: RefSeq, a predicted model, not a curated record